Messenger RNA from Pyrenophora tritici-repentis Pt-1C-BFP, 1800 nucleotides. NCBI's taxonomy places the organism in Eukaryota, Fungi, Ascomycota, Dothideomycetes, Pleosporales, Pleosporaceae. The record is from RefSeq and is a predicted model, not a curated record.
AUGGACUACAGCGCACACGAUCCGGACCAUCCCGGCGGUCGCGACCCAUGGGCUUCAUCGCCGCAAGCCAAUCGAACAUCUUUUGGCCAACCGCCGACUAGCGACAUCCCCUCGUCCCCGCUGCCUCCACAGGCAUCCCCGUACCAUGAUGGCGGCGAGCAAUACGGCUACAUGGGCGAUCAAGAUGCGCAGAGUCGGCCGGGUACGGCGCCCGAGAAUGGCGAUCAUCAACAGCAGCAGCAACAGCAACCGCACGUGUCUGGCCAAGAUGCGCCCCGAUCACCACAAGCGCACCAUGGACAGCAGCCACAACGAUAUCACGGGAACAGGCCGCAGCGACAACAGCAGCAGCAAUAUAAGCUGCAAGCAAAGGUCACAGGACUGGAAAGGAACAGCAAAAAGGAUCCAAUACUACGAUUCGACAUUUAUGUACGUCUAGACAGCAUCAAUCUAGCUGAGCUACGCUUGGGCGAGAUUACCAACCUUCCUAAAUUCCGAACUACGCAGUUCCGCGAUGUGCGACGGCUACACUCUGAAUUCGUCAAGCUAGGCGAGCACCUCAUCUCUGCGUGUCCGGAAGCCAUUGUGCCUGCAGUACCCCCGGCGACGACGUCGGCAGGUGCCGGCACCGACGAGGACGAGGCACGCCUGAAGACGUCAAUACAACGAUGGCUGAACAUUGUCUGCAGUAAUGACAUGCUCAUACGCGAUGAAGAAAUGGUCUUUUUCGUGGAGAGUGACUUUGGGUACAGCCCGGUGGUACGGAGGAAACAACCUGCUACUGGCGUGCGCCGAAAGAUGAUCAAGCAGUUUGCGCCGCCACCGGAUGAUACACCCGAACUUGCUGCUGCGCGGCCGAUCGUAAAGGCUUUCUAUCUGGGCACAAUGGAGGCGGAGCAGAAGCUGGAAAAGGUGGUCAAGCACCGGAGAAAUCUCGGUGUUGCCGAAUCUGACCUUGGUGCCAAGUUCGCAGCAUUACACGUUCAGGAGACACACGUGGGCCUCUCACACGCAUACAAGAAACUCGGCAAGGUCAUCCAGGCCACUGGUGACUUCCAUGCUGCUCAAGGCACUGCUGAAGCGACAACGCUCGGUGACCCUCUGCAAUACCACAGCAGUGACGCCUUCAUUGCCAAAGAAACCCUCACGAACCGGCACAUUCUCCUCCGCGAACUGCUGCAAGCGCAAUCUGCAACAAAGUCGAAACUCUCGGCCGCCGACCGAUUGAAAGCCAGUUCUAGCGUGAAGCGGGACAAGGUUGAUGAAGCUAUUGCCGCCUUGGAUGAGGCUAGGAGUCAUGAGCAAUACCUGACUUCCAAGGCUCAACGCGUCACUGCCAACCUCCUGCAAGAGCAACGGAAAUGGUUCGACAGGACUACGCAGGACAUGCGACAAGCAAUUCGCGAAUACGUUGUCCGCGAAAUCGAGGCAGAGCGCCGCACGCUUGCAACUCUGGAAUCCGUACGACCGGAUAUUCGAGCUAUUGACGGGAGCGGCGGUCUUUCACGACUCGGCCGCGAGGCACAUCCAGCCCAGCGCCGUGUUUCUAUGGCCAGCUCGCAGGGUCCGAAAGGCGACGCUUGGUCAGGAGUGCCACGGCGGCCUGGCGACGGUCUCAAUCGUAGCAUGAGUGGCAGUAUCGUGGCACCCCUACCCGAAGUUGACGAGAAUGAGGGAGAAUCAACAGGUGGACGAAAACGCGCAACGAGCAAAUCCGGAAGCCAGAAGGGCAUCGAAGAAGAUGAUGACCGUAUUGAUGCGAAGAAUGCAGCAAGCCGACUGGCUACUACGACUUUCUAG